Galeopterus variegatus (Sunda flying lemur) is the source of this 2227-nucleotide messenger RNA. It is a transcript of the gene MAP10, whose product is annotated as microtubule-associated protein 10. The record is from RefSeq and is a predicted model, not a curated record. The transcript has a single exon. Gene Ontology annotation, cellular component: centrosome; mitotic spindle pole; cytoplasmic microtubule. Lineage: Eukaryota; Metazoa; Chordata; Mammalia; Dermoptera; Cynocephalidae. Gene Ontology annotation, molecular function: microtubule binding. Bases 1 to 2196 code for a protein of 731 amino acids. Gene Ontology annotation, biological process: cytoplasmic microtubule organization; positive regulation of cytokinesis; mitotic spindle midzone assembly.
AUGCCUCUUCUGUCACAGCCCCGCCGCGCGCGCUUCGUCCUGCGCGGCCCCGUGGGGCGGCGGGUCGGGGACGUGGAGCUGGUCUACCGCCUGACCGAGCUGGGCGCCCCCGAGCGGCCGCCGGCCCCGGAGCCAGGACCGGGAGACGCCGAACGGCCUCCGGGGGCCUCGGAACCCCCAGAAGCGCAGAAGGAGCUGGAGGAGGUUUUGCUCCCCGGCGAGGCCGACUCGGACAGCUCGGGUCCUGUGCGGAAUGGAGAAGCCACCUCUGCGGCCACUCGUUCCCGUGCCAGUGGGGGGAGGAGUAUCAGCCCCGUCGACCAUGAUGUCACAGAGCUGGACAUGGAAACCAACACGUUUUGCCCUCCUCCUCUGUAUUACACUCAUUUCACCCAAGGAAAGACGCCUCCUCCACCAGGUAAAAUCACCAUCGAGACUCAAAUGCAUGUCCCCGAGGAACUGGAUGAUGCUUUUGCGGAAGAAAACCUUGUAAAGCCCCCAACACAUACGAGUUCUCUGAAACAUACUAAUUCUGCCACACGGGAAAGUCCUCCAGUGCCUAUAAAUUCUCCACCUAUUCAGGAUAUGGGGGCAAUGAAGCAGACUGCAUGUUGCCCUCAAACUGAACAAAGUAGAAUUAAUACAAUAAGUCAGCUGCCUUUGUUAAAUGCUUUGUUGAUUGAGUUAUCCUUGUUGUCCAACCAACCCAUGGCAAGCACUGCUCAUGUACAUCCUCACUUAGCUUGGUUAUAUAGAACCGAGGAUAAGAAGGCACCGGAAUCUUCUGCCAAAUCCAUGUGUCCAUCUGCAUCUGAGAAGGAUAAGCUUUCUAUGGGGGAACGUGAAAAGUCAGUGAAUGUCCAGUGUGGAAAGAACCAGGUUGAUACCUUUAAGAAAGGUAAAUGUUUUGAAAAGAACAGUGAUGCUCCCCAAAAAAGAGUUUCAAGGGGGAGGCCUCUUUAUGGCUUAACCAAGACACUGAGACUGCGUUUAAAGCAGACAAAUCCUGCAAUGUUGGCAAUACAUGAAAAGAGAGAACAGCAUAGAAAAAUGCAAACACAAAUGUCGGGUACAAAAUUCAGAAUCCCAUCAUCCCAGCUGAAAGUACUAAGCUUUGCAGAACAAAGUCAGAAGCCACACCAACUGCUGGAGGAGAAGUGUUUAGAUUCAAAUGUAUCUUUUGCUGAAAAUGGUGAUACCUCAAGGCAAAGUGGUGGCGUUUUUGCUGAGGCCAGCAGAACUAAAGAAAAUAAACUGAAACGUACAGUUGAGAAAAAGACAGUUGAUUCUGGUGAAAAUAGAGCCAAUAAUGGUACAUCGGAAGAAGUCGUGAGUCCUGUAAAUUCCAUUAUGCCAGAAAGGUUUACUCAGACAAGUAUUUUGGGAGGAAAAGUGGAAAUGAAAGUACAAACUCCAAGUGUCUCCCGACAAGAUGCUACUGUUGACAGAAUUGUAGCAGAUAAAGAAAUAGGUGAUAGGCAGGUCGAAACCACAGAUGACGACAUUCUUACUGCAGAGAGGAGGGAAAACAGCUCAAGUAGCUGCAAUGAGAGCAUCUCAGAACUGAAGUUUUCAGAUGACUUCACCAGCCCUUGCUAUUCUGAAGAUUUCUGUACCACCGAGAACACCAGCAGAAGUUUACAAGCUCACAAGGGCAGUCCAAGAGCAGAAAAUCCAAAACGCAGUCAGCGUAUAAGUCAGUCUAGUGAAGCAGGAUUGUCCAUAAGGAAAAAUAGUAGUGGAAAGAGUUCUAUUCCUAGCCCCCCGUUUUCAGCUGGAUCGCCAGUACUUUCAUGUAGAAGAUCUCAUAUUUCAAAGAUCCAGGAUAAAAGUUUGGAGGAAGCAUCUGUUGUCUCUACCAGUUAUUCGUCUUCAUCACUUUGGACUGAGGAAAAGGAAAACCAGGUAGACCAAAGUAGUAGGCAUAAUUCUAAAGCUGCAAAGCGAGAUCAAGACAUCUCUGUUAAACUUAAAACAAGAACUGGUUGCAAGUCCUUAGAAAAAAGCCAGUCACUGCGGACAUCUCAGGAGAGUUCUUAUCUGCCAUCUAAUUUGUCAGAACUUAAGGUCCUGGAUAGCAGUAUAUCAGAUCACUUUGAAGAAGAUAAUGAUGACUUUGGUUCACUAAAUAUUUCCAAGCAAUGCAAAGAUAUCUGCGAACUAGUAGUAAAUAAAUUUCCAGGAUAUACGAUGUAAAAAUAUGUGCUUUAAAAAAAAAAAAAAGAAA